UGUCACUAAAUCAAUUAAUCGACAUCUAUUUAGUACUGAAAUUAAACUUAGUACAAAAUGUUGAUAUAUCUGUUAUUUAUUUCAAUUUUAUUACUUCAAAAUGUCCAAGCUCAGUUCGGUGACUACAAACAAGACUUCGGGUAUGUGGAAGUUAGAACAGGUGCCCAUAUGUUUUAUUGGCUAUAUUAUACCACGGCAGACGUAAGCAACUACACAGAGAGACCAUUGAUAGUUUGGCUUCAAGGCGGGCCUGGAGGUUCAUCCACGGGUACUGGAAAUUUUGAGAUUUUGGGACCCCUCGAUUUGUCUUUACAAGAGAGGAACUAUACGUGGAUUAAAAACUUUAAUGUUAUCUUCUUGGACAAUCCGGUCGGGACAGGAUUUAGUUAUGUCGAUGACUUAAGCCUUCUUACAACCACUAACGAUGAAAUAGCACAAGAUUUCGUAAAAGUUAUGCAAGGUUUCUACACAAAACAUCCAGAAUUUGAAACAGUACCGCUAUACAUUUACGGACAGUCUUAUGGAGGAAAAAUGGCCGUAGACAUGGGUAUUCGUAUGCGAGAAGCUGAACUAAAUGGAAGUAUCAAAUCUAACCUUCGAGGAAUUGCUAUGGGUAAUGCCUGGAUAUCUCCCGUUGAUGCAACUUUAACCUGGGGCCCUCUGUUGCUGGCUGCUGGUCUAGUAGAUCAAAGUGGGUAUGAAGAUAUUCAACUGCAAGCUAGAGAAGCCGAACGAUUAUUUAACGCCGGUCAAUACUACGCAUCGACUCAACAAUGGGCACUAACACAGUCAGCGGUGUUUCGAGCUACCACUCGUGUUGAUUUCUAUAAUAUUUUAACAAAAAUGUAUUCUAUACCGGACACUCCUAGAAAAGUUGAAGAAUAUUUAAAAAAUAUGAUGAUAAGGGAUAUAUCAUAUGGAGUCCCAGGACGACAAGAAUAUGACCUCGGGACUUUAAUGAAUACACAGGUUAAACAAGCACUUCGUAUACCAGAAAAAGUUGUCUGGGCCUCACAAGCAAAUAAUGUGUUUGAUACAUUGCGUACCGAUUUUAUGAAACCAGUUACUGACGGCAUUGAAAAACUAUUAAACGAAACUGAUAUAAUUGUGACAAAGUAUAAUGGAAACUUGGAUCUGAUUUGUGAUACUCCUGGUCAAAUACUAUGGGUAGAUCGCCUUAAGUGGCCCGGGGCUGAAAAUUAUAAAAACGCAACUAGACAACCAAUAUGGGAAAACAACAAAUUAGAAGGAUACUAUAAGAGUUAUGGCAAGUUUAGAUUCUUCUGGAUUAACAAGGCUGGACAUAGCGUACCAAGAGACAACCCAGCUGGAUCCAACGCUUUUCUUCGAGACAUGACGUCAUUCGGUUAAAAAUCGCAAAUAAUGUAUUAUUUUUACCUUGCCCCACUUAAUACAAUAAGAUUCUUUUCAAGUAUUUUAAAUAAAGAAGAUAAUCUAAAUGCUUCUUCUUUAUCUAA
Pieris rapae (cabbage white) is the source of this 1478-nucleotide messenger RNA. RefSeq names its product retinoid-inducible serine carboxypeptidase. Gene Ontology annotation, biological process: proteolysis. Gene Ontology annotation, molecular function: serine-type carboxypeptidase activity. The record is from RefSeq and is a predicted model, not a curated record. The coding region runs from base 58 to 1371 and encodes 437 amino acids. NCBI's taxonomy places the organism in Eukaryota, Metazoa, Arthropoda, Insecta, Lepidoptera, Pieridae. The transcript has 9 exons.